GUAAUAUGGGGCCUCGACAUGAAGGAAGUCCACUGGACCAAGUUCAAGAACAGCGACAUGUGGGCCGAAGGCUACCAUCUUCGCCGAACAAAAUUCAUCGUCUACCAAUGCGCUGUGAUUUUCAGCGUCGUUGGCGAGUCGCUUGCAACCUUUGCCUUGGGUGACUACAUCCACUCGCAACGAAAAGUCGCAAGCCUCGAUCCAAACGUCUACGUCUACAACAACGACUUUGUCGGCCCUGCAGCCUUCGACAUACCUGCCGGCGUCUUCGUGUCCUUCAUCUUCGGCGCCGCCUUCUUCUUUGACCUCUUCUGGCCGAUCCGCUGGGAGUCUCGAACAGUGCAGACAGCGUGGAGAAUCUGCGGAGUAUUAUCGAUUGCUUUCCAGCUGGCAUCAUCUUUAUGGUUGACGAUCAUCACGGCGAGGAAUUGUGGUUACUUUGAAGGAGCGGACCGGGAGUAUGGAGAGAGUCUGUUGAGCCAAUUCACGAAGGAUGGUGGAACGCCGCUUUGUUACAGACACAACCCACUGAUCGUGGCGGCGGUAGUAUUUGGAUGGUUGGGAUUCGUG
This is a messenger RNA of Zymoseptoria tritici IPO323, 570 nucleotides long. RefSeq lists its product as uncharacterized. The record is from RefSeq and is a predicted model, not a curated record. The transcript has 2 exons. Lineage: Eukaryota; Fungi; Ascomycota; Dothideomycetes; Mycosphaerellales; Mycosphaerellaceae. The annotation marks the transcript as partial.